AUGCCAACAUUAUUGGAUUUGGUUCUUUUCAGUUAUUUCAAAGGUGUAUUUACUGAAUUGAAACGAAAGAUUAUUGGUUAUAGAAACUAUUGUAAAUUGGUUGAAGACAUGGACACCAAAUAUUUAAACGCAACUGAAGAAGAAUUGAUUAUUUAUAAUGAUGAUUGUGCAAUUUGUAGAGAUAGAAUGGAUACUGCCAAAAAAUUACCUUGUGGUCAUAUUUUCCAUCAUUCAUGUUUAAGAUCAUGGUUGGAACAACAAACUUCAUGUCCAACAUGUAGAAGAUCCUUGAUUGAAUUACAAAACGAAACAGGUCAACCAAAUAACAGUAAUAGUAAUAGCAAUAGCAACAACGCAUAUGUUGUCAAUCCAUCAGAUAUAGAAAGAAUACACGAAUUAUUCCCACAUAUACCAAGACAAUCGAUUAUCAAUGAUUUGAUGCAGACCCAUGAUAUCAAUGAAACAACAAAUAAUAUUUUAGAAUCAAGAAUCAUCAUUGAACCUCAUAGUACUGAAGAUGACGAUAAUAAUAAUAAUAAUAAUAAUAACAAUACAAAUGACAUUGUAAAUGAUAAUUGUACACCAAUAGUUAAUAAUAAUAAUAAUAGUAUCGGUAGUAGUAGUGGUAAUAAUCCUUCUUUAUCUUCUUUAUCAUCAUCUUCUUCUUCUCCUCAAACUGGACAACAACCAUUACCAAAUGAUAAUAUAAAUGGAAAUGGAGUAUCGCAUACAUCAUCAAUCUCUGGUGAUAUGAAUCAUGUUAAUAAUAUUAAUAUUCAAACAACAACAACAACAACUGUUGCCGAUGUUGAAGAUAAAUCGACAACAUCAAAUACAACGACCCCAAAUACCAAUAUAACUUCUCCAAUAUCACCUUCACCACUUGAACCACAAAACCAAUGUACAGACAACACCAACAACAACAAUAGCAAUAACGAUAAUAAUUAUAUAACCAGAAAACUAGACAAGUUUUCAGAUUCCUUCCAAGGAACACCUGAAGCAAGACAAAAUAGUCUUUUAUUAAGAAAAAGAUUAAUGUUGGAAGCAUCUAGGAAAAAAUUUUUAGAGGAUAUGGAUAAAGCAUCAUCAAACACUAGUGAAAACACCACUUGA
Messenger RNA from Cavenderia fasciculata, 1113 nucleotides. It is a transcript of the gene amfr, whose product is annotated as putative ubiquitin-protein ligase. The record is from RefSeq and is a predicted model, not a curated record. The coding region runs from base 1 to 1113 and encodes 370 amino acids. Gene Ontology annotation, molecular function: ubiquitin protein ligase activity; ubiquitin binding. NCBI's taxonomy places the organism in Eukaryota, Evosea, Eumycetozoa, Acytosteliales, Cavenderiaceae. Gene Ontology annotation, cellular component: cytosol; ubiquitin ligase complex. Gene Ontology annotation, biological process: ubiquitin-dependent protein catabolic process; protein ubiquitination. The transcript has 3 exons.